UCCCGCCCCGGCGGCCGCCUCGGGCGCGCGCGGGAGCGGCGGCCAUGACGGGCAGCGGCGAGGGCGGGAGCGGCCCCGCGGCGCCCCGCGCCCUGCGGCGGCUCGGAGCCUCGGCCUGAGCGCGUCUGCGCGCCCUCCCUCCCCCAGCGCCUCGCCUCGGGGCCGGCCGGGGCAGGGAGGAGGAGGGGCCGGGCGGACAUGGCCAGCCCCGGCCAGUGGGAGCGCCUGAGGCCGCUGCAGCCGGACACGCUGCGUGUGAGUGAGGCACCAAUGACUAACCUGAAUGGGCAGGAGGACACACAGCUUGUGAAAAAAACUGCAAAAGGCAAAAGGCCUCGAUUUGAUGCAUCCUUGGUGCUUUUGACACGAAAAUUUAUGGCUCUUCUCAAAAAAGCUCCAGAUGGUGUCCUUGAUUUAAAUGAAGUUGCAACAACACUUGGAGUACGAAAACGAAGAGUAUAUGACAUCACCAAUGUGUUGGAUGGAAUCGACUUGAUUCAAAAAAGAUCUAAGAAUCUUAUCCAGUGGAUAGGUAACAAUCUUGACCAAGUUGUUGGAAAAGCACCAGAGCAGCAAAACCUUAAAGAUGAACUUUCUGACUUAUCAGCCAUGGAAGAAGCUCUGGAUGAAUUAAUCAAGGAUUGUGCUCAUCAGAUAUUUGAACUAACAGAUGACAAAGAAAAUGCAAAACUAGCUUAUGUGACAUACCAAGAUAUCCGAAGCAUUCAGGCAUUUCAGGAACAGAUUGUGAUCGCAAUCAAAGCUCCAGAGGAAACCAAAUUGGAAAUACCAGUUCCUAAAGAUGAUCACAUAGAAGUACAUGUGAAGAGCACAAAAGGACCCAUUGACGUGUAUCUAUGUGAGGUGGAAAAAGACAAGCCAGAUGCCAAAACUUAUGAAGAUAUGGAUACAGUCACUAGUGAAACUGAGACAUCAUUUUAUCCUGAUGAAGUGAGAUCUCCGAUGGAAGAGAAAAAACCAUUUGAGAUGCCAGAUUAAUUACAACCCAAAAAUCUAAUGAAUGUAAAUAUCUAUGUUAUACAGCUUUUCCAUAGCUGCUUGGAUCUGCAAACUUAGGAACCUGAAAUUUCCAAAGUGUUCUAAAAAGCCAGCAGUGGAUUGGUUGAGUGCUUUCACAGGAUUGCUUAUCUUCCCAAGUCAAAAGACAACAGUUUCUGGAGUUGAAUUCAGGAGCUUUCUAUUAAUUGCAUGUGAUCUACAGAACUUCGGGAAAACAGUACUUUUACCUUAUAAUUUUAAUCGACAGAAAACAUAGAUAAUCAAUGACUUCCAAAAAGGAAGGUUGGAGAACUAUUUCUGGAACAGUCCACAGUCUGUGUGAGAAUGUAUAAAGUGAAGAAAUGCACUUUUUAGUUCUGAGGCUGCACUACUAAGCAGGACUGUCAAAUAUGAGUAUAACAAAGAACUGGUGUAUUGGAAGCCUUUGCUAUAAAGAACAAGAUGUAAAUAUCCUGAGAGUUAUGCCUUACGUUGUGUAGGUGCUGUUUGCAUCCAGCUCUACAUGAACUAUGGUAUUUCACUGAAGUGAAAUAACUGGGCUUUGUGUACAUAUUUGUAUCAUUUCUAGGUAGUUACUGGUGUACAUUUAUUGAGAUGGUUUGCAUUUCUGCCUUUGUACAGCAAAGAAAUAAAAUAAGCUUACAAAAAUAAGAAAUAGUCUAAUGAAACAUGUUGGGUUGCCUUUGCUGCAAUUCACUGAGUAACUACAAACAAAUUAUGUGAGAAUUUAAACUCUGUUUUCAUGGUGCUGUCAGAUAACACUUAGAUCUGGGUCUUGUGAUGCCGCAGUACUGUAGCAGUUUUCAGAAGAAUGAUCAAUAACUACUGAAAUUUGUCCCUUCCAGUUUCUGGAAUUUACAUACAGCAGAGCUUUAGCUGAGUAUCAUGAUGGUUUUGUGGCUCAGCUUGCAAAAAUAUGUAAAAUACUUUAGGACUACGUCUGUAUUGUCCAUUUCUCUAUCCAUAAAACAGAGCUGUGGAACUUGGAUACUGGAUUUUCUAAGGGAGUGGACUGUCACUGUACAAAUGCUGUUCUUGGGCUCACUUCAUCCCAGUAUCAAACUGUACACCAGAGGUUUCUGUAGGGGUGGGUUGGCAGGUUCAGUUUUAAAUGGGAAGUCCAAGUCCUUGUUUUCCUAAUCACACAGUUUUGACAGCUAUACAUCUACUCACAAGUGAGAACAUCAAAGCUAAUUAACCCCUGAAUGUUCUAGCCAGCAACUCUACAGCUAUUUUAGACAGAUGCAGUGAAAUUAAAUGCCCUAUGUUCUACAAUACACAGGUGACACUGAUGAGCGUAAAUAUACCUAAAUAUAGAUUGAGAGUUAAUUCAGUUUUUCACAAGGUUCUGCAAAAUGCAUAGUAGUAUACUAUACAAACUGGGGAAACAAUGCCAAGUGUAAGCUUUUGUCAGAAAGUAAUCUUGAAUUUUUAUGAAUGUCCUACCAACUUCUGGCUCCAGAACACAGGACUUCAAUAUAGGAUGCUGUUUUUCUGUCUAUGAAAUUCAAACUACAGGCUGAGCUGUAAUAAUUAUAAAUGAAAUCAGUGACAGCACAGUUAAUACAUAGAACAUGGUAAAAAUAAGGAAGGUGCUCCUCCAGUGAAGCUGGGAGUGAGGAUUAAAACCAAGAAACCAUUUUUUUUUCACAGGAAGAUUGUCCAUUUCCUUCAGCGACUGGUUUCUUUUCAGAUGGCAAACUCUCUAUUUGAUGUUUUACACUGCUGUUCUGUUUUGGUGGGUGGGGAGGUCUGCAAAAGAGAAGCAUUGAUUCCUUCUACACUAAUUCAACAUCUCAGGAGAAUGUUUACCAUAAAAUGUGUAAAAAAAUUCCAGCACAACUAAUUCUGAAUGCUGUUUGUUGGGGUGGGUUUUUAUUACAUGACCAUAAAAUCCUAGAAUGGUUAGGGUUGGAAGAGACCUUAAAGAUCACGUAGUUCCAACGCCCUCCUUUGGGCAGGGACACCUUCCCUUACAUCACAGAAUUAUUAAGGUUGGAAAGGUCUCCAAGAUCAUCAGCUCCAACCUUUGACCAAGCACCACGCUGUCAACUAGACCAUAGCACUGAGUGUCAGAUCCAGUUGUCCUUGAACUCCCCCAGGAGUGGUGACUCCACCACCUCCCUGGGCAGCCUAUUCCUGUGCUUCACAAUUCUUUCAGUGAAGAAAUUCUUCCUGAUGUCCGACCUGAAUCUCCUCUGGUGCAGCUUUCCUCAUUUCCUCAUUCCCAUUUCCUCAUAUCCUGGUUGCUCAAAGCCCCAUUCAGGCUGGCCUUGAAUACUUCCAGAGAUAAGGCAUCCACAGCUUCUCUUGGCAACCUGUUCCAGUGCUUCUCCACCCUCAUAAUAAAGAAUUUCUUCUUAACAUUUAAUCUAAACCUGCCCUCUAACUCUUAGCCAUUACCUACCAUAUCUAUAGAAUAAGGAAGUAUAUUUUUACAAAAUAACAAUCUUAAAGUGUUCAGAAAGUCUGUCUUCAAUAGCAGAACAAUUCAUUUAAGUGAAACAUUAGGAUUUUUCAUUUUGAACAAAUCUCUAGUGAUUGUUUUUCCUCACUCAUAUGUACAGGUUUUCUAGCAGUAUAAUUAAUUUUUUAGUCACACAAUUGUCAGAGUGAAAUGGAAAAAGCUGUAAUAUGACAAUUAUACUAAUUUUAUUAAAUACAUCUGUUGUUUCAAUAGUGCACCUUCAGUGGAACGAAUGGACUUUUGAAGAUUAAACCACUGCUUUUACUGCUUGGUUACAUAUUACCCAUUGGUGAUGCUGGAAAACAAUGUACUGUAUAAGCUCAGUGCACUAGCUGAAAAGAUUCAACUUGGACUUGAAAAAUUCCUGAGUGAUGCUGAACUUACACACAAGUUUGCUUGUAAAUGUGACAGGACCUUAUUCUGAAUUACUGUAAUAAUGCUUGAUUUUUUUCUGAGAGAUUAUUAUUUUUGUUGAGUCUGUCUGUCCAUUUUCAGUACAUUUGUAUUUGUAAGAAGCUCUCUUGGCUAUUUGAGGACUCUAAUAAAUUAAAAGUUUGUAA
Messenger RNA from Oenanthe melanoleuca, 4047 nucleotides. RefSeq names its product E2F transcription factor 6 (gene E2F6). The record is from RefSeq and is a predicted model, not a curated record. The coding region runs from base 199 to 999 and encodes 266 amino acids. The transcript has 7 exons. Gene Ontology annotation, molecular function: RNA polymerase II cis-regulatory region sequence-specific DNA binding; protein dimerization activity; DNA-binding transcription factor activity, RNA polymerase II-specific. NCBI's taxonomy places the organism in Eukaryota, Metazoa, Chordata, Aves, Passeriformes, Muscicapidae. Gene Ontology annotation, cellular component: RNA polymerase II transcription regulator complex. Gene Ontology annotation, biological process: regulation of transcription by RNA polymerase II.